Messenger RNA from Bombyx mori (domestic silkworm), 7845 nucleotides. RefSeq lists its product as uncharacterized. The record is from RefSeq and is a predicted model, not a curated record. Gene Ontology annotation, biological process: DNA integration. Gene Ontology annotation, molecular function: nucleic acid binding. Lineage: Eukaryota; Metazoa; Arthropoda; Insecta; Lepidoptera; Bombycidae. Bases 582 to 5894 code for a protein of 1770 amino acids. The transcript is spliced from 2 exons.
AUUGUGAAUAAUUUUUUUUUUUUUAUUCUUUGAGUACGUAACGCGACACAAUUUGGUUUAUAUGUAUUAUUCAUUUCUUAUUUUUUCUUGUACUGGGUCUGCGACAUGUUGUGUGUAUCGGAAUGCACCAUUUCCGUGGGAAAUGGUUCUUCGGCGCGACACUAGCGCCACCACUUGCCUGCCUGUUAGUGCGGCAAAAACAAGAAACAAGAGUUUUUCGCGCGAAGCCGCUGUAGCCGCAUCGGCACGCGCAUAAUAUUUAAUUAGUGUGUAAAGUUCCCCCUUUCAUAUAAAAAACUGGAAAAUAGUGACAGUGACCUAUGACUACAUGUGAAGGAUAGAUGAACUGAUUCUGUCGGCAAUACUCAUCCUCUACCAGGACCUUCGGACGUGGUUGCGGGACGAUUCACGGUAAGUCGUCAGACCUAGGCCAUAUCCUAAUCAUAAAUUUGGUCCAUUCGAACCGGAUACAUAUUUUCCAGUUUGUGUCGUGUUAUUUAGCAGUAUUUACGUACUCAUUUUCAAAUUGUAAAAUCACGCGUUCGAUUCUUAGCGUCCCCCGCCAUCUUUUGUUUCGCAAAAUGUCGGAAGGUGAAGAAUUAUCGCCGUGUGAACAAGAUAUUUUCGAAAGGGAUUUAAUUCUUGAUGAACUCAAACGUAUCAUUCUACUCGCGAAGACGAACGAACAACAAUUUCGCUCGCGUACUAUAGACCUGGCGGCUCACCAAAGAAAGUUUACAAAGGUUCAGACUAAAAUUGAAAAGUUUCUCAUCAGAUCCAAAUCAUUUAGCAAAGAUGAUAACAUAAAGAUUCGUAAUUAUUUUAAUGACUUGUACUACGAAAUUGUCGGUCACUUAAACUCGUUAAAGUCGAUGGAUGAGCGUCAGCGCCGUUUCAAUCGGUCAAGUAAUUGUUCAUUUGAUGCAAUUGGUAACGAUAAAAGAAAUUUACCUACUUUACCUUUACCUGAAUUCAAAGGCGAUCCUACGGAUUGGCCAUCAUUUUAUGAUUUGUUCAAAUCGUUAGUGCAUAGCAACAAUGCCUACUCUAAAGCAGAGAAACUUAGAUAUCUUCUACUUGCAGUGAAAAACGAACCGUAUAACCUGAUCAAAUCCAUACCUAUCACGGAAGAUAACUACCCGAUCGCGUUAGAAAUAUUGUUAACCCGCUACGAAAAUAAAAGAGUAAUUGCGUCGAAACAUCUAGAUCGAAUUUUAGACAUAGAAUCGUGUUCAGAUAGAUCUCCGUAUAGUGUACGAAAAUUGUUAAAUGUCUAUCAGGAAAACAUGAAGGCGUUAGAGGUCAUGGACUUUCCGACUCAUGAGUGGAGUUUCGUUCUCCUACAAAUUUUACUACGUAAAAUUCCGAGUAGUAUGAGAAAGGGAUUCGAACGUUCAUUGGCCAAGCCAUCCGAUAUUCCAGAAGUAGACACAUUGGUUUCAUAUUUACAACAUGAAAUCGCCGCGGAAGAAAUGGUAUCUCCUAGCUCCUCAAGUACCUCCGCACAGCACGCUAACAAACAGAUAUCGUGGGUAGGUAAUCCGCUGCCAUUACAGCCGCGUAGCUACAAUGUAAGUCCGAACAGUUUUGCGCCGGUAAAGCGAUCGUUUGCCGCCAACGUGUCAUCAGACCAAACUCGACCUACAGUCGAUAGUAAUAAGGUUCGAACUUGCUUGAAGUGUAACGGUUCACACAUUUUGACAAAAUGUGCAGAGUUUUUAAAUCUUUCCCCACAGGAUAGGUAUUCCCUUGUACAAAACAAAAGUGUUUGUUAUAAUUGUUUGAAUGUCGGUCACGACGUAAAAAAUUGCAUUUCUAAUUUUGUGUGUAGAACGUGUCAUAAACGACAUCAUAGUUUAUUACAUUUUACGAAUCAACCGGCUCAAGCGCUAGCGGUUGCAAGCGAAACCAAGCAACCUAUUGUUGUUCCGCUCACUCCUAUGCAGGAGAAGCCGACUCCGAUCGCGGUACACGGAAAUUGCGCAUCUAACUUACCUCUCGCUCGCACUGGAACAGUGUUGUUAUCGACAGCACUAGUGGAUAUUGGCAUAGGUAAUAAUAUGACGAUUUCCACUGUUAGAUGCAUGGUAGACACGGGGAGCCAGGCAUCGUUUAUUACCGAAGCUUGUGUGCAGCGCUUAGGUCUAGCGCGCCGGCAUAGCAACGUGCCGGUGUUCGGUAUUGGUGACACCGGACCCGUGCAUCCAAAAGGUUUAGUUUCGUGUUCCAUUGCGCCUAAAGGUCAACAACAACCUGUCAUUCCGGUAAAUGCGUUAAUUUUGCCCGAAUUAAUUCCAAAAAUGCCAAGUGUACCUUUACCGUAUACCGGGUGGUCACAUUUGAAAAAUCUGAAGUUAGCUGAUCCGGACUUUCAUACGCCCCAGCCUGUUGAAAUGUUACUAGGAGCGGAUAUACUAUCCCACGUGUUACUAGGCAACACUAUCGUAGGCCCGCCGGGCACGCCGAUCGCUAUGAAUAGUGUGUUCGGUUAUUUACUUUUAGGCAAAUUAGAUUUAGAUUCUUCUGUUCCAACUUCAUUUCAAGUGUGUUUUAGCUCGUUUGACAACGACAACCUUCAGAGAUUUUGGGAGCUGGAAUCAAUACCAGAGAAACGGAGUUACACUCCAGAUGAGGAGUUGUGCGAAUCCUUUUUUCAAAAGACGCACACUCGUAAUGCGGACGGGCGAUACGUGGUCGCCCUCCCGUUUAAGCCCGACGCACCGUCUCUCGGCGAGUCGCGGUCCAUUGCGCUAGCUCGGCUUCAUAAACUAGAAUAUCGGUUAGAACGCAACCUCAAGUUGAAGGCUGAUUACCACGCUUGUCUCCAGGAAUACGUAGACCUCAACCACAUGGAGCUCGUCGAUGAUCAACCUUCAGUUAGUGAAAGUUAUUACAUUCCGCACCACUGCGUGGUCAAAGAAUCGAGUGAGUCGACGCCUACACGUGUGGUGUACGACGCCGGUUGUCGCUCAACUAGUGGGUAUUCGCUCAAUGACGUUUUACUAACGGGUCCUAAGCUUCACAUGGACAUAGUGGACGUCCUUCUUAAAUUUCGUGUCCAUUCAAUCGCGCUUACUGCCGACAUAAAACAAAUGUAUCGUAAUAUACUUGUUCGUGAAAGUGACAAAGAUUUUCAGCGUAUUGUGUGGCGCACAUCACCAGAGCAAACUAUUCGUGACUACCGUUUGCGUACAGUCACAUUCGGUGUGAAAUCGUCACCUUACCUCGCUCUGCGUACAAUAAAACAACUCGCUCAAGAUGAGGCCGAGCGGUUCAAACUCGCGUCGCCCGUUUUACUUAACGAUGUUUUCGUCGACGACGUCGUAUCUGGCGAGGACUCUGAAGUCAGCGCACUCGCGCUACAACAAGAGCUGAUAGGUAUUUGUGGGGCGGCUGGGUUUGAAUUGCGCAAAUGGCACAGCAACUCGCCAGCGUUACUCGCUGCGGUGCUGCCAUCAGAGUCUCAUGGUGAGCGGCCGGAGAACGUUCUCUUCGCUGAAAUGGAGAUCGACAAAAAGGUUAAGGUUCUGGGCUUACAGUGGAACCCUAAAUCUGAUUCAUUCAAUUUUAAAGUCCAAGUUUCAUCGAUUAAGUGUACAAAGCGUGUCAUUCUUUCAGAAAUAGCAAAAAUAUACGACCCCCUCGGGCUAUUAUCACCGGUCACAUUGUUUGCCAAACAUUUGAUUCAACUCUUAUGGAUAGCCAAAGUCGAUUGGGAUGAGACGCCGCCUGUUGACAUAGUAAAUUCGUGGUCUUCUUUCGUUGACGAGCUCCCACUCAUCUCACAAAUCUCAUUUCCGCGUUAUAUAUUUAACAAUACCAAUCCCGAACCGAUACAAAUUCACGGUUUUGCUGACGCUUCCGAGAAGGGUUUCGGAGCAUGUGUAUAUAUUCGUUACAAAGAUCAAGAAGAUUUCAUUCAAACUCACCUGAUUAUAGCCAAAACUCGCGUCGCACCGUUGAGUGUGCGUCUCACUAUUCCUCGCCUCGAACUAAUGGCGGCAGUCCUCUUAUCUAAAUUAAUUGAAAAGGUAAUGCUCACUUACAGUGGUCGUGUUCGCUUCGACCAGGUCUACGCUUGGUCCGACGCAUCCAUCGUGCUAGCAUGGCUACACUCAUCUCCGCACGAAUGGAAAACCUUCGUUUCGAACCGUGUCAGUGAGAUUUUGCGCCGCAUACCCGCGGACCGCUGGCGCCACGUCCCGUCGGCCGACAAUCCCGCCGACGCUGCGUCUCGUGGCCUUUUGCCCGCCGCGCUCGUACAGCAUGACUUAUGGUACCACGGACCCUCGUGGCUACAUCUGGGUCAGAACUCCUGGCCGAUUCAAAAUCCCGUAAGAGACACAUGCGAAGAAAAACGCAACGUAUCGGUGUGUUCCAGCGCGUCAACGGCGCCGCCUAUACAGGAUGUUGAUUUUAUUACGCGAUUUUCGUCGCUCGGGAAACUUGUUCGUGUCACCGCACUCAUCUUUCGGUUUUUCAACAAAUGUAAAAAAACACAACAAUCGUUUUCAAGGUACAUUACCGUGACAGAAUAUAAUUUCGCAUUAAAUCGGCUCAUUCGAAUUACGCAGCAAUCCGUGUUUAGCGAAGACAUAAUCAAUAUCCGAGUGGGUAAAUUACCAUCAACGAAUUUGCGUCGUUUAACGCCAUACUUGGAUGAUACGGACGAGUUACUUAAAGUUGGUGGUCGAAUCCAUAAAUCGCUUUUACAAUUUGAAUCCAAACAUCAAUUAAUUCUACCUAAAAAACACCCUUUAACUAAUCUUAUUAUUGACGAUGCACACUUAUGUAAUUUACAUGCCGGACCGCAGUCCGUUCGCUACGCGCUUUUACAACGCUAUUGGAUUUUGUCAAGCCGUAACAUCGUGCGGCAGCGCAUACAUCGCUGCGUGCAGUGCUUCCGCGCGCGCCCGACGCACAAUCAACCGCGCAUGGGACCACUCCCAGCAGUUCGUGUUCGCCCCGCGCGACCGUUUCUAAAGACCGCGGUAGAUUUUGUUGGUCCAUUUUACGUGCGCGCCAAUAAGGUGCGUAAUGCAAAAAUUAUAAAAUGUUACGUGUCGGUUUUCGUGUGUAUGAGCGUUAAAGCGAUACACCUCGAAUUAGUUUCAGAGCUUUCCACAGAAGCCUUUAUAGCAGCCCUGCGACGUUUCACGUCCCGUCGUGGUUUAUGCACCGAUAUUUAUUCAGACUGUGGAAAGAACUUUGUCGGGUGUAACCACUAUCUUCAAGACCUUUACGAGUUUUUACGAAGGGAAUCUGUGCAAAGCGCACUUAACCAACAAACCCUUCAACAGGGAAUUACGUGGCACUUUCAACCUCCAUACGCGAGCCAUUUCGGAGGACUACAUGAGUCUGGUGUUCGUAGUUUUAAACACCAUCUUCAUCGCGUUGUAGGUAAUCGCAUCCAAACGUACGACGAGAUGCAUACGUUCUUGUGUCAGGUCGAAGCGAUCUUAAAUUCGCGUCCACUUUGCGUUUUAAGUUCAGAUGCUUCGGAUCCCCUUUCAUUAACACCUUCCCAUUUUUUAAUCGGAGAGCCCAUGACAGCUCUGCCUGACGUAUCAUUGAUAGAUGAGUCACCGAAUCGUCUCACUCGCUGGCGCUGGAUUCAACAAUCCAUCCAGCACUUUUGGAAGAGAUGGAGCAAAGAAUAUCUCCACGAACUUCAGCAAAGUAACAAGUGGCUUCAGGACAAGGGCGUCGCCCUUCGUGAAGGCACUGUUGUGGUGGUAUGCGACGACCGCUUGCCGCCGUUGCAAUGGAGGUUGGCGCGCAUCCACGAACUUCAUCCCGGCUCGGACAAUAUCACACGAGUUGUAACCAUUAAAAUGGGAAAUUCCCUUUAUAAACGACCCGUGGUUAAAAUAUGUCCUCUUCCCUUGGAGUAGUUCAAGUCAUUAAUUAUUAGUUUUUUGAAUUUAUUAGUUUCGAGUAAGUUUUUUAAGCUUUACGUUCUUUCGAUAUUAGUUUUAACUUUUGAAUAUUAAAAGCAACUACGUGCUUUUAAGGUGAGCGGCAUGUUCCGUCCCGUAACAGUUUGUUCUAAAAUACAUAUUUAUAUUAUUAUUAUUUUUUUUAUUGUGAAUAAUUUUUUUUUUUUUAUUCUUUGAGUACGUAACGCGACACAAUUUGGUUUAUAUGUAUUAUUCAUUUCUUAUUUUUUCUUGUACUGGGUCUGCGACAUGUUGUGUGUAUCGGAAUGCACCAUUUCCGUGGGAAAUGGUUCUUCGGCGCGACACUAGCGCCACCACUUGCCUGCCUGUUAGUGCGGCAAAAACAAGAAACAAGAGUUUUUCGCGCGAAGCCGCUGUAGCCGCAUCGGCACGCGCAUAAUAUUUAAUUAGUGUGUAAAGUUCCCCCUUUCAUAUAAAAAACUGGAAAAUAGUGACAGUGACCUAUGACUACAUGUGAAGGAUAGAUGAACUGAUUCUGUCGGCAAUACUCAUCCUCUACCAGGACCUUCGGACGUGGUUGCGGGACGAUUCACGCCUGGUUGGAGGACGCCCCACGCUCCUGGUACCCAUCCGUGGCCUCCAUUCGAGGACUUUCCGCCCCCACCUGGCGUUGCUGGCUCGACAGAUGUGACCGGCCCAUUGCCACUUCAGCCUGCUAACUUUGAGAGCUAUGUCGUCGACUUUGGUUCUCCGUCGAAUUUCUUCGUUCCGGAUUUUGUCCCUUAUAGAAAUACCUUAGUGCGCACGGCGGGAAAUCGUUGGAUGCGGAAGGCGAAGGACCGCAUUAUGUGGAAGGCAUUGGGGAAGGCCUAUGUUCAGCAGUGGGCUGAUAAAUGAUGAUGAUUAUGAUGAUGAUGUUUCUAACGUCCAUCCGAAUGGUUUUAAAAAAACCGACUUUUAUUUAUCCCUCAAUGUGACAUUUUAAUUACAGUCGUACGUGCAAAAAGAGAAAAAAAAACAAUUACAAAAAUGCACUUUUGUUUUUUUAUCGCAAAAUGACACAAACGAAGAUUAUUAUACAUACUAGAAUAACACAAAGGACGCUGCAACUCAAUACGGCCCGUACUGCUUUAGUAAGCUCACUAUACGAACGACCUUAAUCUUGAACGAUAGUGCUGCAAGCCAGAGCAGCGCCCUCGCCUUAUCACAUUAUAUUAAUAUUGUCUUUCGCCUUAUUUAAUUUAGUUUCGCUUAAAACAAUACAUUGAACUUAACUAACCUCAUUAUCUUACUAUUGUCUCAUUGUGAAUGAUAGAUGAAAGAGUGCUCGACAGCGCGUAAUGUCGAUAUAGAAUUAAAAUAACUUAGGUUUACUUGAACAUGAAACAAAAAGGUUUAAUUUAAAAUAAUUUUAAUUUAAUUGUUGUGAAUUUAACAACAGUAAAACCUUUUUGGAAAAAUAAUCGUCUUAAAUUAAAAGAAUAAGGAGGAUGUUCUCAAUUCGCGGCAUUCGUUUUUAUUGGUAAACUGACAUUGAUACUGAUUUGAACCAUUGUCUCGGCAAUAAAAUUUUAGUUACUGUGCAGCUUUUUAUUGCAGGACAUAGUAAUUGUUAAUUUUUGUCACAAACAUUCUUAUGAUAUCACUCACAAGAUAAGACACAAUGAGCUUAUUAUAAAUAAGGAUAUUCCGGGAACAGGCCAGUGCUUGCCUUGUUACAAUUUCACGAUAAUUUAGAUAUCAGCGAAUCUGCCUAUCCAUGUGUCACAGAUACAUUGUUACUUCGUCGAUUUCGAAGAAAUUUGUUGAAUCGUUUAUUUGUAAGGAUCGUUUAUUUGUAUAUUAUAGCGCCAGUUCAAAUGUAAUUCAAUUGAACAAAUAUUUAACGACAUUAAACUAUUAAAUAUUUAUCGAAAAUAAACAUGAGCAAUUUCCAGUAGAGUUA